Metopolophium dirhodum (rose-grain aphid) is the source of this 2266-nucleotide messenger RNA. Its product is annotated as U-scoloptoxin(05)-Cw1a-like. The transcript is spliced from 3 exons. Lineage: Eukaryota; Metazoa; Arthropoda; Insecta; Hemiptera; Aphididae. The record is from RefSeq and is a predicted model, not a curated record. Gene Ontology annotation, biological process: sleep; regulation of synaptic transmission, cholinergic; positive regulation of voltage-gated potassium channel activity. Bases 496 to 921 code for a protein of 141 amino acids.
CGAUUGAAAACUAAAGGUGACAAAAGACGAUACAAUAGUGUGUUUGGCAAAAAACCCGUCUAAAAUCCUAUAUCCACCUGUAUUUGAAUCACGAAUUUUGUAAGAUUUGUGAUUUUAAUUAACUAUUCUUCCAUUGGUACUGACCGUCUUUUCCAUGACUUUAUCAUACAAUACAUUGUCUUGGAGAUUACCUUCUUAAUGUUUUCUUUUGUCUCUCAAUUUUUAUGGGAAUUGGUACCUUUUUGUUUUUUUUUUGUUUCUUUGUUACCUAUUUAUUCUCACUUUUAGUUUUACCUAAAGAUACCUAAAUUUUUCUAUACUGUUGUAGGUAUAUAUAGUUCAAGAAUUUACUUUUUAGUACUUAUAUUCAAUGGUAGUUGAAUAGAUCUAACCAAAACCAUAUAAGUACCUAUUUAAAAUUUUGGUUUUUGACAUUUGAAAACUGUUUACGUUGUGUUAAAAUUAUAUUUUUGUAUUUGAUUUUAUUUUUAAAUUAUGGUUAAUCCAAAUACAUUUUUUCUAUUAGUUCUUAUCGCAUUUAUUUCCACCAUAAGGACUGCUGUAUGUAUAUCAUGUUUUCAAUGCAACAGUACCGACAUCAACCAUCAAUUUCUUUGUACAGAAAAUAUGGAAGAUUCAGACAGCCUACGUCCCCAACCCUGUACAAGUAUUAACGAUGCCGCUUAUUGUGUGACACAGAUAGGCCUACACAGAGGAGGACUCGGAGUUACUCGUUACUGUUCAUCUCAUAAUUUAGGAAAUUACUGCAAAUAUCUUAAACGGCCAGGUGAUGUAGUAGAAUAUCGAACAUGUAUUUAUACUUGUGAUUCUGAUGGCUGUAAUGGUCCAAGGGAACUAAAGUUAUUUAGAUAUUUAAAAAAUCUAUCUAUUAUUCAGUGGUUUAGAAAUCUGUCAUUUUAGACAUUAUUACAAUAACAGUACCAGAAUAAUCUUAUUUAUACUGAUAUGAGUAGGUUACUUAUAGUACAUUUUAACUAUCAUAAUUGUUAUUCAUUAUUUUAUAUAAAUUGAUUAUAGAUGCUCAAAUGCAUUCUACAAUUUUAAAUAUUCUACCUCUUGAUAUUCAUAUAUUUUAAAAUAAGCACAUAUAGUUGUGAAAAACAAACAUUACUUACAUUUGGUAUGAUCUGAUCAAAUAUAUAUUAUACAUUAUAAUAAUAAGUCACAUCCAUUUAAUGAAAAAAAAUCCAUAUUGUGAAUAAUACAUUUUUUUUUAAAAAAAUAAUAAGGAUAAAAUUUCAUGAAAUGGAUGUCCACAUUGUCUAAUUUAUUUGCCAUUUUCAGAAUCCCAAAACUGCAAUAUAUUAUUAAUCAAAUAAAAUAAUUAUUAAUUUUACACAUUAUAUUAUUAAUAUUAGAACUAAUUUAUUUUUACUUUUAUCUAGAAAAUAAGUCUUAAGUUUAAUUUAAUUAUUUUUAUUUGUUAUUAAGUAAUUUUUAAAUUAUUUCUUUCAAAAGAUCAAAAAUGAAUUUAACCAAUAAUACUUUAUACUAAAAUUUUAUUUAUUAUUGCAUUUUUGUUUUCAUUUAUUAUUAUGUUUAAAGGAACCAUUCAGAACUCUAUUCAUUUUAUAGUAAUUUUUAGCUAUAUAGCAAUAAAAUGUAAAAAAAAAAUUAUCAUUUGUAUUAAUAUUGUCAUGCAGUUAUAGUAUUUUGCAAUAGUGAUGAAUAAAUCUAUUAAUAAUUUUCAUAAUGUCAAAAAAUAUUUAUUUAAUAAAAUGUUAUCCAUAUAUAAUGUACAGAACGACUAUCCAUUUCAUAAAAGUAACCAAUCAUAUUGUGUAAAAAAUGUAUUAUUACACAAUAUGGUUUCAUGAAGUGUGGAUAUUCACUUUAUGAAAAGAACAAUUCCAUUAAGGAAAUUUUAACAGUAUAUUAUAUUAUUUGUUAUGAAUAACAUUUUUAUAACAUUACAAAUUAUAUACAAAUGUCAAAUUCAGAAAUACAUUUAUCUUAUAUUUCUUUUUCUUUUUUAGGAAUUUGAAAUAAUAUUAAUAAUAAUAAUAAUUUAUUGUUAAUAGUCGUAAUAGUUUAUGAUAGUUCUUUUAUUUAAUUUGUUCAAAUUAAAAUAAGGAUAGAUAUAUACAUUUUAUACAUUUAUGUUAGUUCAUCAUUAGAAAUAAUAAUUUUUAUAUGCAUAUUGUAAUAAAUAAUAAUGUAAUACAACCAAUCCAUCCAAUUGUGUGAUUGAACCAAAUUAAAGUUUAUAUUACAUUUUAAAUUAACCAUGUAUUUUUAUACUGUU